Messenger RNA from Cucurbita maxima (winter squash), 2125 nucleotides. Its product is annotated as ATP synthase subunit beta, mitochondrial. Bases 107 to 1783 code for a protein of 558 amino acids. The record is from RefSeq and is a predicted model, not a curated record. The transcript is spliced from 9 exons. Gene Ontology annotation, molecular function: ATP hydrolysis activity; proton-transporting ATP synthase activity, rotational mechanism; ATP binding. Gene Ontology annotation, biological process: proton transmembrane transport; proton motive force-driven mitochondrial ATP synthesis. NCBI's taxonomy places the organism in Eukaryota, Viridiplantae, Streptophyta, Magnoliopsida, Cucurbitales, Cucurbitaceae.
AUUGAUGAAGCGGAACACCAUAAAGCCAGUGAGUCGAUCUAAGCCCUGAAGCUUUCUUUGUCUCUCUCCUUUCUUUCUCACUCCUCAACUCUCUGAAGCCCUAGCGAUGGCUUCACGUAGACUUCUCUCAUCUCUUCUCAGAUCAUCCGCUCGUAGAGCUUCCUCCAGAUCUCCGUUCUCGAAUCCCAAUCCACGAAUUUCACUCACCACAACGUCGCGCGCUUCUCCUUACGGGUAUAUUCUCAAUCGCGUUGCUGAGUAUGCGACUUCUGCUGCGGCGGCUGCGCCUCCGACACCUUCGCCUCCGGCGAAGGAUGUUGGCAAAGGAGGAAAGAUCACCGAUGAGUUUACUGGUGCCGGUGCGGUUGGACAGGUGUGUCAGGUGAUCGGUGCCGUUGUCGAUGUGAGAUUCGAUGAAGGAUUGCCGCCUAUUCUUACUGCUCUUGAGGUUCUUGACAACUCGAUCCGUUUGGUGCUCGAGGUCGCUCAGCAUUUGGGGGAGAAUAUGGUUCGGACUAUUGCUAUGGAUGGGACUGAAGGGCUUGUUAGAGGACAGCGCGUGCUCAAUACUGGUUCUCCUAUCACUGUGCCUGUUGGUAGGGCUACUCUUGGCCGUAUCAUAAACGUUAUUGGAGAACCCAUUGACGAGAGAGGCGAUAUUAAGACCGACCACUUCCUUCCGAUUCAUAGAGAAGCUCCCGCAUUUGUUGAGCAGGCAACUGAACAGCAGAUUCUUGUCACUGGAAUCAAGGUUGUUGACCUUCUUGCGCCAUACCAAAGAGGUGGAAAGAUUGGACUGUUUGGUGGUGCUGGUGUAGGAAAAACUGUGCUCAUUAUGGAACUUAUUAACAAUGUCGCUAAAGCUCAUGGUGGUUUCUCUGUGUUUGCUGGUGUCGGUGAACGAACUCGUGAGGGCAAUGACUUGUACAGGGAAAUGAUUGAAAGUGGUGUGAUUAAGCUAGGUGACAAGCAGGCUGAAAGCAAGUGUGCCCUUGUCUACGGUCAAAUGAAUGAGCCCCCGGGUGCUCGUGCUCGUGUUGGUCUUACUGGACUUACUGUGGCUGAGCACUUCCGUGAUGCUGAAGGGCAAGAUGUGCUUCUCUUCAUUGACAACAUUUUCCGUUUUACCCAGGCUAACUCAGAGGUGUCUGCUUUGCUCGGUCGUAUCCCAUCUGCGGUUGGUUACCAACCAACCUUGGCAACUGAUCUUGGAGGCCUUCAAGAGCGUAUCACAACCACAAAGAAAGGUUCUAUCACCUCAGUUCAAGCUAUCUACGUGCCUGCUGAUGACUUGACAGAUCCUGCUCCUGCUACCACAUUUGCUCACUUGGACGCCACAACUGUGUUAUCACGACAGAUCUCUGAGCUUGGUAUUUAUCCUGCUGUCGAUCCAUUGGACUCUACAUCUCGUAUGCUUUCUCCUCACAUUUUGGGAGAGGAACACUACAACACUGCUCGUGGAGUACAGAAGGUCCUUCAAAACUACAAGAACUUGCAAGAUAUCAUUGCCAUUUUGGGUAUGGAUGAGCUUAGUGAAGAUGACAAGUUGACGGUUGCACGUGCACGUAAGAUCCAAAGGUUCUUGAGUCAGCCUUUCCACGUUGCAGAAGUCUUCACGGGUGCUCCUGGAAAAUACGUCGACUUGAAAGAGAGUAUCACCAGCUUCCAGGGUGUGUUGGAUGGAAAGUACGACGAUCUUUCAGAGCAAUCGUUUUACAUGGUCGGAGGAAUUGAGGAAGUGAUAGCCAAAGCAGAGAAGAUUGCGAGGGAAUCUGCUGCUUAGUUGACUCUUUUUUUCUUUUGAUAAUUAUGAAAAUUAAUAAUUUAGAUGAUGUGUUGGCGAUGCCAGCAACAGAGCCUUUUUCAAUUUUUUUUCCAUUUUGUUGCGGUGUAACGGAACCAGAGAUCUUCUGCUUUGUUGUUUUAGUCCGAAAGAGAGGGUUUUUCUCCACCAGCCUUGCCGUCGGCGGCUUUCUUCCUCCGCCCCCUCCCACCAUUGCUUUUCUUGUGUCUGUUUUUUUUUUCUUUAAUAAGGGGAGGAAACAGGACAGGACAGGACAGGACAUGUACAAUUUUUCCCUUUUCACGACAACUUUCUUACCUUAUUAUCGAACCCUCUUUUAUA